Molecule: messenger RNA, 2340 nt
Organism: Cucumis melo (muskmelon)
Lineage: Eukaryota; Viridiplantae; Streptophyta; Magnoliopsida; Cucurbitales; Cucurbitaceae
Product: DEAD-box ATP-dependent RNA helicase 57
Exons: 13
Coding region: 259-2109 (616 amino acids)
Biological process (GO): maturation of SSU-rRNA
Molecular function (GO): RNA helicase activity; nucleic acid binding; ATP binding
Source: RefSeq, a predicted model, not a curated record
UUUAAUUGAUUUUUUUCCUCUCCUGCGUUGCUUCCCCUUAGACGCCAACGACACGCAACCAAGAGCGGCGUGCAACGAAUCCAGCGACUUCCUCCUAUCCUUCCGGCAAUGCCCGAUAGAAACCAUCCGCUGGCCUUCACCCACGAGAUAUUUUCCUUCUUUCAGCAAGGGUUUGGAGCUCAAUUGGACUUUUGAAGUUUCUAGAACUUUAGAGGAACAGAUAAUAUUCGGACGAGGCAGAUUUGUUUGUAUUUUGUAAUGGAGAAAGGAACUUCUUUCUUGUUCGCCGGCAUUCAUUUCAACAAGAAGAGGUUUGCGGCAGAUUUUGCUAGAUUUGAGGGGAAAACAGAAAGUGACAAUGUAGUGGAGGGUCCGAGUUCCAUUGGCAACGGUGUUUUGGAAGUCCAUGAGGGUUCAACACCUUCGGAUAAGAGAAAGAGGAAGAGGAAAUCAGAAACCGCAAAAUCGGUGGAGGGAUUCAGCGUCUUCAAGGAUUCAAAAUCAACAGCAGAUGCUUCGGUGAAUGAAGAGAAUCAUCUGUCUGAAAACGAUCCAUCCAAUGAGAAGAAGGAAUUUUAUCGGAAACUCGAGAGAGAUGCUCUUUUCCGGAAGAAGUAUAAUAUUCAUGUCUCUGGGAACAAUAUCACAUCGCCACUUCAGAAUUUUGGAGAGUUGAGCACUAGAUAUGACUGUGACUCAUACUUACUACAUAAUCUCAUAGAACUCGGGUUUAAAGAGCCAACACCAAUUCAAAGGCAGGCUAUUCCAGUCCUCUUAUCUGGCCGUGAAUGCUUUGCUUGUGCCCCAACUGGUUCUGGAAAAACCUUGGCUUUUGUGUGCCCUAUGCUUAUGAGACUCAAGGAUCCAUCAAAGGAAGGAAUCCGUGCUGUUAUACUUUGUCCAACACGAGAGUUAGCAUCUCAGACAACAAGGGAAUGCAAAAAAUUAGCUAAAGGGAAAAAAUUCCAUAUCAAGUUGGUGACAAAAGAAGUUUUAAGACAUGCUGAUUUCUCAAAGUUCUCAUGUGAUGUACUCAUAUCCACGCCACUUAGGUUAAGGCUUGCUAUUCGGAAAAAGAAGAUCGAUCUCAGUCGGGUGGAAUAUCUUGUUUUGGAUGAAUCUGAUAAGUUAUUUGAGCUUGGCUUGAUAAAACAGAUUGAUACCGUUGUUAAAGCAUGCUCGAAUCCUUCAAUAGUUCGCUCAUUGUUUAGUGCUACUUUACCUGAUUUUGUUGAGGAUCUUGCUCGCUCUGUAAUGCAUGAUGCUGUUCGGGUUAUUGUUGGCAGGAAGAACACUGCUUCUGAAACUGUUAAGCAAAAAUUGGUUUUUGCCGGAAGUGAAGAAGGAAAGCUUCUUGCACUUCGUCAAAGCUUUUCAGAGAGUUUGAAUCCACCAGUAUUGAUCUUUGUUCAAAGCAAGGAGCGGGCCAAAGAACUUUAUGCUGAGCUAGCAUUUGAGAACAUCAGGGUCAGUGUUAUCCAUUCUGACUUGUCACAGUUGGAGCGAGAAAAUGUUGUUGACGAUUUCAGAGCUGGAAAAACUUGGGUUUUAAUCGCCACUGAUGUAAUUUCUCGAGGAAUGGAUUUCAAGGGGGUCAACUGUGUAAUCAAUUAUGAUUUUCCAGAUUCUGCGGCGGCAUACAUUCAUCGAAUUGGUCGUUCCGGCAGAGCAGGAAGGAGUGGAGAAGCCAUUACAUUUUAUACAGACGAGGACAUCCCAUUUCUGCGAAAUAUAGCCAAUGUUAUGUCAGCCUCAGGUUGUGAAGUCCCAUCUUGGAUCACCGAGCUUCGGAAAAUGAAGUGGAAAAAACACAGGCCGAAGAGAGAUUCAAUCUCAACCAAACCAAAUGAAGAUGGUGACACUGAGCCACCAAAAAAGAAGACGAAAAAACACAGGCCUAAAAGGAAUUCAAUCGCAACCAAACCAAAUCAGGAUGGUGACACCGAGCUAAAGAAAAAAAUUUCAAGAAAACUCAAGCGUAAGAGAGAUUCAGACUCAAUAAAAUCAAAGGAUGGCGAUGACGCUGGGCUGCAGAAAAAGAAGUCGAAAAAACACAGGCAUAAAAGAGACUCAUUGUCAACCAAACCAAAGAAUGAUGACGAAGCCUAAUUUACCUGCUACCUCUUUUCGAUUUUUCUUAUCAAAACUAAGUAUUCCUUUAGGAAGUUUUUGUCCAAUUAUGUGAAAAUCUGUUGAUUUAUACCCAAUUUUGACUCUUAAAACAUGAGGUGCAACGGCGGAACUACACUAUUUCUUUUAAUUACAAGAAUUUGUAGGCCUGCCUUGAAGAAUUGAAGAUUUAUAAAUUAUACUUGAUCGACUUUGGUCCUUGGACGUAAA